Molecule: messenger RNA, 411 nt
Organism: Caenorhabditis briggsae
Lineage: Eukaryota; Metazoa; Nematoda; Chromadorea; Rhabditida; Rhabditidae
Exons: 2
Coding region: 1-411 (136 amino acids)
Source: RefSeq, a predicted model, not a curated record
AUGGCACACGUCGAGAGCUUCUACUUGGACUCGAAUCUGGAAAGUGACGCAGCUGCUCUUCCGAUUACUGAGAAUGACAUGGAGAUAGCGAAUUUCAUUGCUGAUUUGCCGCUCAACGACGACAGCAUCACUCGCAUCGUCAACUCACAACUUCAUUUCGAGAAGAAGAAUCAAGUUACGUCCGAUUAUUGUGUCGAAGCUCAGGAGCUCGAAAUGGGAAGUCAGGCGAACAUGAGUACAUCGAUUCUCGACAACCAGAAGUAUUUUGCACUUCCAAACACUCACUCAUCGCAAUAUGCGUGGCACUCAACUGAUGCCAUCUCUUCUCAUCAUCAAUAUGCGGCACAGAGCCCAAACAUCUACACGAAUGACUACAUGACUAGUGAACCUUCUGACUAUGUUUACAUGUGA